Messenger RNA from Dothidotthia symphoricarpi CBS 119687, 993 nucleotides. RefSeq lists its product as uncharacterized. The record is from RefSeq and is a predicted model, not a curated record. NCBI's taxonomy places the organism in Eukaryota, Fungi, Ascomycota, Dothideomycetes, Pleosporales, Dothidotthiaceae. The coding region runs from base 1 to 993 and encodes 330 amino acids. The transcript has a single exon. Gene Ontology annotation, molecular function: DNA-binding transcription factor activity, RNA polymerase II-specific; RNA polymerase II cis-regulatory region sequence-specific DNA binding. Gene Ontology annotation, biological process: regulation of transcription by RNA polymerase II.
AUGACGACCGGCCUACUUGGAAUGCAGUCUCUCGGAGGACCACGGUACUGUGAUUCCCCCUUGGACCUUAAGUUGGCCUCUGAAAUAUCCAACCUGUACAGUACACAGGAUAGUUGGGCCUGCCCUCCCCGUGGAAGUCAGCCUUCCAUGACGACGACGGCUUAUAUGGAUUUCUCAACGCCAAAUUUAUCCUCCUCUGAUGGCCAGUUCAGACAUGAUUCCAUGUUCCAACACAAUGGAUAUCCAGCUCAUGACGACGAGUCUUCUCACAAACAAACACUACGACGCGCGUACACCGAUUUUGUCUCCAGGCCAGAAUCUACCACCGUAACAGCACCCCUGGAAUUCUCUGCGUCUCCAAUGUUCACUGCGACAAACUUGCCAACAAACACUCACAACGCAACAAUGAUGACUCCAUUAGUGACACAUUUCGACCAACCCGACGCAUCUCCCGAUCCCAAUGGCAAUUUCUCCUUCGACGAACAAUCCCAUUCUACCGAGUCUCACAACUUCGUUCACCUCCCCACCGGCCACGACCAACCACCACUCAAGCAACGUCGCAGGAGUGUACAGACAAGCCAAGAAGCGCUUUCUCCGACGGAAUCGCUGAGCUCAGCUGGGAGAAGGCGCAAGUCAGAAUAUGCAGAGCCAGGUUCAGCGCGUGCGAUAUACCUCGAGAAAAAUCGUAAGGCUGCUAGUAAAUGCCGAAACAAGCAAAAGAGACAACAGGACGACCUCGUUGAAAUGGCUCGGGAUGUCGAACGCCGAAACAGAUUUUUGAAAGCAGAAGUAGAGCUGCUCAGGGCUGGAAUGCGAGAGUUGAUGGAGGUCGUGGGUAAACACAACGAAUGCCCUGAUUCCAGACUGCGGUCGUAUGUGCAGCGCGAGGCGAACCGGCUUGUAGCUGGAAACCAACGGACGGCCGUAUUCACUCCGCCUUCGAAGAGCUCAUCCUCCGAUGGCAUGUCUCCUCACAAGACGUCAUCGCCUUGA